Molecule: messenger RNA, 2605 nt
Organism: Vitis riparia (riverbank grape)
Lineage: Eukaryota; Viridiplantae; Streptophyta; Magnoliopsida; Vitales; Vitaceae
Product: ankyrin repeat-containing protein NPR4-like
Exons: 8
Coding region: 803-2377 (524 amino acids)
Source: RefSeq, a predicted model, not a curated record
AGGGCUGAAGUUACUGAGCUAGGCGCAGGUCUGAGCAAGUACGGCAGUUGAAGGUGUUGCCCCAAAUAUGAUGCAAUUUGGUCCCGCAACUAUAGUCCCGAAUAACAGCGGUGAUGGUUUUCCCCGUAUGACCCCAGCAAUAAUCCCAACUGUAGUGCCAACUACAAUAGUUCGUGAAGUUCUUACUGAAAGCAACUAUGAAAAUUGGAGAACUUGUGUAAAAUGGUAUUUGGUGGGUCAAGAUCUAUGGGAAGUUUGCCAGACGAAAGACAACGUUCCUAAUAAAGCACAAGAUCCAGAAGCAUUUUCAGUUUGGGAAAAGAAGAAUGCCAUGGCUUUACAUGCUAUUCAAAUUUCAUGCAGUGGGGAGAUGCUUUCUCAGAUUAGGAAGGAAAAUUGUGCAAGUUACGUGUGGGACUUUUUGCAAAAACGGGCCAAACCAACCUUCUGUUUCGACCCAAAAGUCAGUGGCAUAGAUGAACGGUCACCUGCUGCCUCAGCCCCAACUGAUUGAUAGCAAUUAACAAGAAGAAAACUGCCUGCAGGGAACGUUGACUUCUCUCAGUAGCAGGGCUUAAUCAAGGCAUUGAACCGUGGUAGGUGGAACGAUAUCGAAUCCUUCUUUAAUAAAAAUCCGGAUGCAGUGAGCGCAAAAAUUUCACCAACAGACGAGACCGCGCUUCAUAUCGCUGCUGGUGCUGGACAUGUAAAGGUUGUAGAGGAGUUGGUGAAAAAACUGAGUCCAGAGGACUUAAAACAAAAAGAGAAUAAUGGAGGGUGCACGCCACUUGCUUUGGCUGCAAUGAAUGGAUUUAAAGAAAUAGCGCAGUGCAUGAUUGAAAAGAGCACGGAAUUGACCAGUAUUUUAGAUAAGAAUGGAAGCCUCCCAGUUGUGCGUGCUUGUAACCGAGGCAGAAAAGAAGUGACUCGUCUUCUCUACAAUUACACUCCACCAAAGGAGCUAGGUCCAAAAAAAGGCGAAGGCAAAAAUGGUGCAACGCUUCUUAGUUAUUGUAUUGUUACCAAAUUCUUAGAUAUUGCUUUGCAUAUCCUCGAGAAGCACCCAAGUUUGGCUGUUACUUUGGAUUGGAAUGGCGUUUCCCCCUUGUAUAAAUUGGGUCAAAAGCCUUCUUUGUUCAAGAGUGGAGGUCAGCUCUGGUUUUGGCAGCGUUGGAUAUACUCAUGCAUAUCUGUAAACGUAGAUCGUGCCUCAGAUUGGAUUCAAAUAAAUGUUGUUGACGACAUUGCACAAGGACGAGAUGAUAGGAAUAAUACUAAAAAAGGACUAGGUCAAUUAAUGCAUGGGCUGGUUUCAUAUCCACAAAAACUUCCUGGAAUCAAGAACAUACACGAUCAAAAGUUGAGGCAUGCUCAAGCCAUCAAACUUCUUGGGAGCAUUUGUAUUGAACUACAAAAUAUGAAAGUUGAUGCCCUUCGUUUUCAAGUGCACCAAGCAGUCUUCCAGGCUGUUAAGCGAGGGAAUGUUGAGUUUGUCACUGAGAUGAUUAAAUCUAUUCCUGAGUUAGCGUGGAGCCGUGAUAUUAAUGGAAGAAACAUAUUUUUUGUUGCAAUUUUGAACCGUCAGGAAAAGAUUUUCAACCUUUUACAUGGGCUUACUGACGCACAGAAGAUUAAAGUGAUAUCUCCUUUGGAUAGGUUUGGAAAUAACAUGCUACAUUUGGUUGCGAUAUUAGCACCAUCGGAACAGCUUGAUGCCAUUUCAGGUGCUGCUCUGCAGAUGCAAAGAGAACUACAAUGGUUUAAGGAGGUGGAAAGCAUUGUGCCACCACUAUUCAAGGACCUUAUAAACUCAGAUGGAAAAAAGGCCAUUGAGGUGUUCUCUCAGCAGCAUGCGGACUUGGUAAAAGAUGGGGAGAAAUGGAUGAAGGAGAUAGCAACAUCUAGUUCAUUUGUAGCUGCUCUCAUUGUUACCAUCAUGUUUGCAGCAGCCUUCACUAUUCCUGGGGGUAACAAUGACAAAGGCGCUCCCAUAUUCUUGGACGAUACCUUUUUCAUAGUUUUUAUAAUAUCAGAUUCAAUCUCACUCUUUUCUGCUACUACUUCCGUGUUGAUGUUCCUGGGAAUCCUGACAUCAGUAUAUGCAGAAAACAAAUUCCUCACGCGGUUGCCCACAAAGCUAAUAAUAGGCCUUUCCGCCCUUUUCAUCUCUAUUGCAGCCAUGAUGAUAGCCUUCUGUGCUGCCCUCGCUAUUUUGCUAAAGCAAAGCUCAACCAAAGUGGUUAUGAUCCCGAUUAUUUUACUUGCCUGUGUUCCGGUGACCCUAUUCGCAUUAUUGCAAUUUCCCCUUCUUGUUAAUAUUUCCAUUUCCACAUAUGGGCCAGGCAUCUUCGAUAGGAAUGUACAACGUUUGUACUAGCUAGCUGUGUCCCUUCAAUGUGUUAUAACAUAACGCAUGUCCUUUAUUAGUCUGUUCAAUAAUAUGUUUUAUUUUAAGGUGCAUGUAAGAAACACACCAGUUCUAUUGAUGCCUAUAUGAUUCUAUAUUACCUCGAUUUUAUGCUUUGUCAUAUAUUUUGUAAUGUUGAGGUUUGGUGUGAAAUUAUGUGAUUAAAACUUUUAGUUAUAAAAUUUAUGGAGUUUUGUA